AUGACGGGGAUCAGCAACCACACAGUGGUGACGCAGUUUAUUCUGUUGGGGUUCUCAGGUUCCGGGUCCCUCCGGCGGCCUCUGUUCUUGGGGGUGCUUGGCGUCUAUUUGGUCACUUUGCUAGGCAACUCGCUCAUCAUCCUGCUCACCCUGGUGGACCCGGCCCUGCGCUCGCCCAUGUACUUCUUCCUGCGUCACCUGUCGCUGGUGGAGGUCCUCUACACCACCACCAUCGUGCCCAGGAUGCUGGCGGACCUCCGCUCCACCUGCCCCACCAUCCCGCGCGCCGCCUGCUUCGUCCAGCUCUACUUCUUCGCGCUACUGGGCAUUACAGAGUGCUGCCUGCUCGCGGCCAUGGCUUUCGACCGCUACGCAGCCAUCUGCCGGCCGCUGAGCUACACCACCCUCAUGAACCAGGGCGUCUGCGCCAGCCUGGUGGGCGCCUCCUACUUCAUGGGUGUAGUGGCCGGUACCACGCACUCUGUCUUCAUCUUCACAUUGCCCUUCCACGGUGCAAAUACUAUCCACCACUUCCUGUGUGACAUCCUGCCCGUGCUGCGACUGGCCAGUGCCAGCACCUUCUGGGGUGAGGUGGGGAACCUAGCCGUCACCAUCGCUUUCAUCUUGACCCCUUUCUCACUGAUCGUGGCUUCCUAUGCCUGUAUCCUUUUCUCCAUCCUUAGGGUCUCCACAGCCCAGGGCCGGCGCAAAGUCUUCUCCACCUGUUCCUCCCACUUAUUUGUGGUUGUGCUCUUUUUUGGAACUGGGACUAUCGCCUACUUGAGGCCUCAGGCAGGCCCCUCCCAGGACUCGGACCAGAUUCUGGCUGUCUUCUACACGGUGGUCACUCCCGUGUUCAACCCCUUUGUCUACACCCUGAGGAACAAGGAGGUCACGAGGGCCAUGAAGCGGCUUGGGCAGCGAUACCUUUGCAGUUCUUGA
This is a messenger RNA of Ochotona curzoniae (black-lipped pika), 942 nucleotides long. Its product is annotated as olfactory receptor 9-like. The record is from RefSeq and is a predicted model, not a curated record. Lineage: Eukaryota; Metazoa; Chordata; Mammalia; Lagomorpha; Ochotonidae. The coding region runs from base 1 to 942 and encodes 313 amino acids. Gene Ontology annotation, molecular function: olfactory receptor activity; G protein-coupled receptor activity. Gene Ontology annotation, cellular component: membrane. Gene Ontology annotation, biological process: G protein-coupled receptor signaling pathway. The transcript has a single exon.